CGACUCGCCACACGUAAAAUGCAGCUGCCCGCGCUUCUCGUGGUGCUUCUCGCGGGCGCCGGCGGUGCAUGCAGCGACUUUCUCCUCAACUCGACGACCAACGUCAUCUCGGCGCGAAGCAUGGACUUCAACAUGGACCUGCAGACGUCCAUUGAAACAGUACCCAUUGGCACGCGCUUUGUCGAGGCUGGUGGGUUCCAGUGGCGCAAUUCCAUCGGCUUCGUCUCGUUCAACGUGCGUAGCCUUCCGUUUGCAGCCGAUGGCCUCAACACCAAAGGCUUGUCGGCGGCCUGGCUGUUCAUGGAGGAAACAGUCUACCCCGAGGUGGAUGCGAACGACCUUCGACCGGCCAUUGGCAACCUAUGCAGCUACAUUUUGGGCAAUUUCGCCUCGGUUGACGACGUAGUAGCUGGCUUCGACACCAUCCAGCCCGUGGCUUUAGACCUGAUGCAUAUCCCCCUUGCUCAGCGUGCAGGCUUGGGUCCACUUCGUCGUCUGCCCAUGCACAUUGCGGUGCACGAUGCGCUCGGCGAGUCACUCGCCAUCGAGUUUCUUGAUGGAAAGACGCGCCUCUUUCGGAACUCACUUGGUGUGCUCACGAAUGCGCCGUCGCUCCCGGAGCACUUGAUACGACUCUCGACGACUUCCGGUGGCACAUUAUACUCAUCGACCGAUCGAUUUGCGCGGCUCGCGACCCUCAAUGCUCAGGCCAACACGGACGUAUUCGGCGUCGACACGAGCUUUACUUCGCCCGACAGCGCCCAGAACGGCGUCGCCCGCGCGCUCCAUCUCCUCAACACUGUCGUGCAGCCGCUCGUGUCCCCUGAGUUUGCCACCGAAUGGGUCGUCGUCCGCGACCACGUUCGGCGUUGUAUCUUUGUGCAAGCUACCGAAACAAACUUGCUUCGGCGCAUUGACCUCAGCAAACUACGCUUCGCACCGGGCGCGCCCCCCACGUCGUGGAGUCUUGGCCCUGGCAUUUGGUUUCUGGACAUGGACGACGGCGGCAAGGACCCACUCGUCAACGUUGACACAGCCUAGCUCUACACCCUGGGCUUGACAUGAUAGUAUGGCUUCUUGUACAUUGUAUACACGUAAACUCGUCAAGGCAGUGUUGG
Saprolegnia diclina VS20 is the source of this 1118-nucleotide messenger RNA. RefSeq lists its product as hypothetical. The coding region runs from base 19 to 1041 and encodes 340 amino acids. Lineage: Eukaryota; Oomycota; Saprolegniomycetes; Saprolegniales; Saprolegniaceae. The transcript is spliced from 3 exons. The record is from RefSeq and is a predicted model, not a curated record.